Molecule: messenger RNA, 216 nt
Organism: Hydatigera taeniaeformis
Lineage: Eukaryota; Metazoa; Platyhelminthes; Cestoda; Cyclophyllidea; Taeniidae
Source: the annotation of a GenBank genome assembly
AUGAUUUACGUUCGAACGCUGACCGGACAAUGGAUGGUUCUGGCCCAACCGCAUGACCUCACCAGUGGUCAGUUGGUGACAAACGACAUUUUGCCCAACGUGGAUGCCGUUCUGGACCAAAUGCACCAAGUCAACUACGAUGGAUACUACCUUGGUGUGAAUGGUCAAUGGACGUACCACAACAACAACUGCCAGUGUUUUCCUCCCACUCAGUGA